Molecule: messenger RNA, 723 nt
Organism: Microbotryum saponariae
Lineage: Eukaryota; Fungi; Basidiomycota; Microbotryomycetes; Microbotryales; Microbotryaceae
Source: the annotation of a GenBank genome assembly
AUGACCAUGGGGCGCAAGAGCGCCCAAACGGCACCUGCACCAGCACCAAUGCCCACACAUCAUGACGAGUCGAGCUCCAACGAAGAACGAGUGAUGACGAUGCCCAAGGGUCUGAAGCUCAUCGCGCCCAAGCUCGCGAACGGCCCGCUCACCCUAGCAUCGAUCCGGGCGUUCCUGACCGACAUGGACAACCUGUUCAUGCAUCAUGGUGUCAACGACAUGGGAUUUAAGGUCAUGUUCAUCCAAAACCACGUGGAGCAUGAUCAUCUCAAGAACUGGCUAGUAUCGUUGACGGAGGACCGCACGUGGGACGAAUUCAAGGUUGCAUUGGUUCGCAAGGCACUGCCCCUAGACUUCGCCUUCGACACCGAGAAGCAAAUCAAACACUUGAGGCAACGCAACACAGAAUACACCACAUGGGCAUCGGGACUUCGCGCACUCCAACUGCAACUCGGGCAAGCGGCCCUCAGCGACGCGGAGUUCAUCAAGAUCCUUUUAUUCAACAUGGACACCCAACUGAGUGUAGUACUGCGCCAGAACGAUCUCCUUAUCAACACCGGUCUGCACCAAGACGACUUGGACUACAUAGCAGCGUCAAAGGCGGGACUCGCCAAACCAAAAGUGGUCUCGUACGAAGUGUUUGAACGACUCGCGAGGUCUCAAUGGAACAUGAUGUCGCCGCUCCACGACCUCAGGCGAUGGCGGGCACCACAACAAAGCUGA